UACUGAGCGCGCGUGCUGUGCUGAAUACAAUAUUUGGAAUAAAAUGAGUUUAAAAUAUGAAGUGAGAUCCUCGGAGAAGUUGGGAAGAUACCUAGUAGCGGCCAAGGACCUAAAGGCCGGGGAGCGCAUCCUAUCGGACCGUCCGUUCGCGCUGGGCCCGGCCGGCGACGCGUUGGUCUGCCACAACUGCUACCUGCCCCUCAUCAGCAAGUUCCUGACUUGUAAGAUGUGUGCCGUCGUCCCUAUCUGUCCGGGAGAUGGCUGUCCGGAGGAUUUGAUGAAAUGGCACAACCGCGAUGAAUGCGAGUUUUUCCGCGCCCUGAAGCUGUCUAAGGGCCUGCACCCUAUGACCAUGGUGCAGAACGUCAACUCGCUGCUGGCCCUUAGGGCGCUACUGCAGAAGGACGCCAACCCUGAGGGCUGGAAGCUGUUCAUGGAGCUGGAGACGCACCUGGAGAGGCGCAGGGACUCGAGUGUGUGGCAGCUGUAUGAUAACACCGUUAAGUUCAUCCAAUCCCUGGGCACCCUGGACAACGGCCACAACCAGGAGCUGGUUCAGCGGAUCUGCGCCGCUAUCGACGUCAAUAGUUUCGAGGUCCGAGGUCCCGCCAUACCGGCUAUCAACUGCGCUGAGGUCCUUCGUGGCGUAUACCUCCAAGCGGCGCUGCUCGCACACGACUGCGUGGCGAACACGCACGUCGCCGUCACGGACCGACACGAGCUGGUCUGCCACGCCAGUACAGACAUCAAGAAGGGGGAGAUUAUUUAUUACAAUUAUACUGAUCCGCUACAGGGCACAGCUCUAAGACAGCAGCAUUUACAAGUGGGAAAAUAUUUUACGUGUACGUGCAAACGGUGUAAAGACGCCACUGAGUUGGGCACCCACAUGAGCUCAGCCAAAUGCGCCGCCUGCAAGACUGGAUAUGUCACCAAAACUGAAAAGGCCUGGGUGUGCGAGAACUGCGCGAAGGAAUAUGACUCGUCUGAUUUGAGCCAUAAGGUCCAAUGCUGUUCAGACAAGUUAGAUGUUAUAAAUAAAAAGGACGAGAAGGAACUAGAGGAAUACAUAAAAUAUGUCUCUCUUGUGUUGGCCCCAAAUCACUAUUUGCUGUUAGACGCUAAACAGCGACUAGCUGGAGUAUUGAGAGAUGCCAUCAACAGAGAACCGAGACCGACCAAGAAGAUGCUGCGACGUAAAGUGGAUUUGUGCAACGAGAUAUUACCAGUGCUCGAAAUACUUAGCCCGGGAAUUUGUCGCACUAAAGCAAUCACAAUGUACGAGCUGCACGCAGCAAAAGUUCAACUCGCCAAGAAGUUGCUGGACAGCCGGGAGAUAACAGGACCAGUAUACAUGGAGGAACUUUUGGGCGCUGAAAAAUAUUUGAAACGAGCUCUAGAAAUGUUAGUCAUUGAACCCGGAAACUCGCCUGAGGGCGAAUUGUGUGCGAAGGCCCUGGAAGAGUACAGAGCGUUAAAAAAUACCAUCGUAAAAGUUUUGGACAGCUUACACGCUGAGGGAAAGUCUAUUGAUACAUUACAACCUAAAAAAAUAGAAGAGGCCCAGCCAGCUAUUAAUUAGUAUCGUUGAUAUAAAUAUAUGCAUACAAAGUUA
Molecule: messenger RNA, 1612 nt
Organism: Aricia agestis (brown argus)
Lineage: Eukaryota; Metazoa; Arthropoda; Insecta; Lepidoptera; Lycaenidae
Product: SET domain-containing protein SmydA-8-like
Exons: 9
Coding region: 44-1579 (511 amino acids)
Molecular function (GO): protein binding
Source: RefSeq, a predicted model, not a curated record